This is a messenger RNA of Drosophila subpulchrella, 1992 nucleotides long. Its product is annotated as mitochondrial sodium/calcium exchanger protein. Gene Ontology annotation, molecular function: calcium:sodium antiporter activity. Lineage: Eukaryota; Metazoa; Arthropoda; Insecta; Diptera; Drosophilidae. The record is from RefSeq and is a predicted model, not a curated record. The coding region runs from base 31 to 1947 and encodes 638 amino acids. Gene Ontology annotation, cellular component: membrane. Gene Ontology annotation, biological process: intracellular calcium ion homeostasis; monoatomic cation transport; transmembrane transport. The transcript has 7 exons.
GUUUUGACUUGGAUAAAGGAAAACAUUACUAUGGGUUUGCACGGAAAUCUUAAAUUUAACUUAACAGAACUAGACUACGAAUUUCACUACUUUAUCAAGAACAUGAGCUGCAGAGCCAUGAUGAGACUUCCCUAUUCGUAUCGUUGCCAGAUGGCCAGGCAAGUCGGUGACUGCAAACGCAUAAUAAACUUAUUCAACUACUUCAGGAUGAUGUAUUGCUCGAUCCACAUUGAUAACAAAAUAACAGAGGUCCUGUUCAUGUUUCUGUUUGCGUUUAUUUGUGUGGCCUUCCUAUGGCUUAUGUCCUUCAACAUUGGUGCCUACUUUUCGCCAGUCCUCAAGAUAAUCUCGCUGAAGCUGCACAUGAAUGAGUACCUGGCGGGUGUUACCCUCUUAGCAUUCGGCAACUGUAGUCCUGAAAUUAUUGCUAAUCUGAUGCCCGUGAGAGCGGAUGCGCCGAUCUUCACCAUAGCUGUGGGUAAUACCCUGGCCAUAAUAUUGCUGAGUGGUGGCACAGUUUGUUUUCUAAGGCCCUUUAAAAUGAACGGACACUGCACACUGCGAGAUCUUUUGUUUCUGCUGCUGGGUGUUGAGGUCCUCCGAUUUGUCAUGAACAAGGAGGGAGCAGUGACCAUGUGGGAAGGAAUCGUGCUGUUCUUUAUUUACGUCGUAUAUGUGGUUAUUAACAUAGCCGAUGUUAUUAUAAUGCGCUUCUACAUCAAAAGUAAGGUUUACUUCUUUUGUUGUUUUGGAAGAGUACUUGAUUCCGUUUACCACUCAGAACUUCGAAAAGAAGUGGACCACUUGGGUAACCUAACUCCCCCGCCGACUAAGGAACUACAGGCUAAGCUGCGAACAUUGACUUCGUUGGAAGUUGAGAAUGACAUACAAAUCAGUGAUACAACCAAGUAUCGACGGUCCAGGAAUUCUGGUAACCACUUCUCCGAUACGACGAGAACCGGCUAUUUUGUCACCCCCAAACCGAAGGAACGACCCGAACAAGUUGACCACGAAGCCAAUCGUACCAACCUGCACAAUUCGGAAAACCCAAAAAAUCUCUUGCUGUUCACGGAGUUCCUUUGGUCCCUCAACCCCAUUGAUGGGGAGGCCUGGCAGCUGGGCGGUAAGUGCAAUCGACUAUACCUGAUUGUCAGGUCCCCCCUGGUAUUCGUAAUGCUGCUCUUUAUUCCCGUGGUGGACUUCGAGAAGGACAAGCAUGGUUGGAGCAAGCUGCUCAACUGCACGCAGAUUGUGACGAACCCGUUUGUGAUCAUUACCCUGGUGCAUUCUGCCGUGGCCAGUGUCUAUCACACCUGGUACAUAACCCUCAACAUUGGCAUCUCGAUGUGGUCGCCGUGCAUAACGAUCCCGCUGGCCAUAGCUGUCUUCCUGCAUUCACGGACGGACGUGCCGCCGUUCUAUCACCAACUGUUUAUUAUCCCUACCUUUCUUAGUUCCAUGGUGACCCUCUGGAUCGCUGUCACCGAGUUGGAAGUCCUCUCCGAGAUUGUGGGCAUCGUGUUCAAUCUAUCCGAGACCUUCAUGGCGGUCACCUUUGAGGCCGUUUCGAAUGCCACCCCUGAUAUUAUAGCCAAUUCCCAGCUGGCCAUGCAGGGUUACGGCCGCAUGGCCUUCGCGGCCAUUAUUGGAGGACCAGUUUUUGCGAUUUUAAUCAGCAUGAGUUUGGCCUUCAUCUUCAAUCACAGAGUUCGCGAGGUGGGCGCUCAUUUGUGGGUGUACGGCGAUCUGGGUGAUAACUGCUAUAUUUUCCUGGUAAUAACCAUCGUGACCACAUUGUGGUGGUGUGUAACCUUCAACUUUUACGCCCGACGAUCCGCCGGAGUUUUCCUGUGGCUCAUUUAUUUGCUGUUCCUUAUAUAUGCAGUUUGCGUGGAGUGGGAACUCGUGCACCCAUUUUCUAGAGAUGAAUAUAUUGACCCAAUAUGAUUUGAUAUUUGGUUUUGCUGUUUAUAUAUAUACUUAACGUGCUUA